CACUUGAUAAGAGAGGACAGAAGAAUGAGAGAAAAGACACUCGACAAAGAGCGACUGAUGGACAGAGCAGCUUUGAAACUCGCUUUAAAGCGGAUGAUGUGGAUAAUGGGUGCACCGGAAAUUCAGAAGACGUCUAGCUUGACAAAGGAAGAAAAAUCACCAUCUCAAAUCAAUAUGACAAAAAGCAAAGUUUUAUCUGAGUUUACGGAACAGUUGCAAAAUAUCUGUAGUUUGAAGAGGCACGCAAUAGUUUCUAGGAAUUGUCGUGACGAUAUUGAGUUUUCGAAGAGAAAGGAAGAUUUGAAUCUAAUGGUUGAGAAGAUGUUGCAUCCAUAUAAUAAUGAAUGUGAAUGUAAUUUAAAAUUUUCUUCACAUGCAACUCUAAACAAGUCGAUCACUGUUCAAAUCGACAAUCCUCAGAAUGUUUUAAACUCGAAGAAAUUUUCAUGGUGGAAGAGAACUAAAAAUAAGAUUAGAAAAAAAAAAAACAAGAAGAUGACUCCAUAUGGAGGAAAGACCGCAAGCGUCUAAAAAUAUGUGA
This is a messenger RNA of Leptopilina boulardi, 541 nucleotides long. RefSeq lists its product as uncharacterized. The record is from RefSeq and is a predicted model, not a curated record. Lineage: Eukaryota; Metazoa; Arthropoda; Insecta; Hymenoptera; Figitidae. Bases 25 to 531 code for a protein of 168 amino acids. The transcript is spliced from 2 exons.